CACAGCCUGAGGCAGAUACAGACUCACAGCUACCCAUUGUUUAAGGUGGUGUAACAAGUUAGCGCGGCCCGUCACUAGCAGGGCUUAAGUCCCAGGGUCCGGCCACGGCCGGGCUCGGCCCGUUUUGCCCCGAAGUUUCCCCGAUAAAACACAGAAGGACAGGGGACGGUUAGCUUUUGACGGGCGUGAGGUCUUCUUGUGGCGGAACAAGAUUUAACCGGCAAAGUCCGGUGAAAGAGCGUCAAGACUUGAGCAAGACCGUCACCAACUCGGGUCCCCCAGUUGAGGGGUAGAGCGGCGGGGCCCGGGGCCUUUCCCGGUCGCGAGUUCGCUCGCCCGGCCCCGCCUAGUCUUUCCGAACGAUCCGCGGCAGAGAAAAUUCGCUCUAAAAGGAAGUUUUCUGGAAGGACGUGACAUAUCAAUCUUGAGGAAGGAAGAGGGCAAGAAAAGAAGAAAGAAGCAAGAUCCAAAGCGAGAAACUUCGAGACUCAAACAAGGCCAACUGUUUUCCUACCUGCUGACAUAAACCUCCCCUGUGGCGUCAGGAUGGGGGUUGACCUGUGCACCUACAGGGCCCAGAUAGGCUGCUUCAGGAACCUGAGGUUUUACUCCCAGUGCUGCUCGCCAGAGGCACCGUGUUUGCUGGUGUGGAUGACAUCAUGUUUGCUGGUGUGGAUGGUCAUCUCACAACUCAUGCUGAAGCUUGCAGGGGAUGUGGAGGAGAAUCCUGGACCAAGGCAACAAAAUAUCAGCAUGGCUACACUGUCAAGCCUUAAAAACAAGAUGAAGCCAAAAGAAUGGGACAUGAUGGGGAAAAGAACUCUCUUGACGCUGGACUUGACUUGUGAAAUUAAAUAUGAUAUUGAACAUGCAUUAGAAGGGAUUCCUAUCAACCGUCUGGCUCAACUGCCCGAGGAAGUGUUUGAACUAAAGGAAUUGGAGGCCUUAGAUCUGACAAACAACAAGGACAUCGAUCUCUCCAAUCAGCUGACCAAACUGCCUAAUCUAAAAGUGCUGAGUUUGCAUAACUGUAACCUUAAAACAGUUCCUGCUGCCGUGAUGAAACUUCCGCAGUUAGAAAUGCUGAUCCUCAGUAACAACGAGAACAUCACCCUGCCGGAUGGUAUGUCUGGUCUCACCAACCUCACGGUCCUGGACUUGGACAAGUGUGACCUGGACACACUACCGCCUGUAGUGCUGAAACUAUCAAACCUACAGGUGCUGGAUAUAACUGCGAACUGGGAAUCAAAAUUGAAAAUCUCCCUACCAGAUGAGUUGUCUAACAUGAACAAAUUGAAAGGGUUGAGACUACGUUGCCGUAAGCUGGACACCGUUCCACCGGUAGUCCUGAAACUCCCCCAGCUGGAGAAACUGGACCUCAGCUAUAACAUCGGGAUCCACCUGCCGGAUGGGCUGGCCGGACUCACCAACCUCCGGGUACUAGGAUUAGCGGCAACAGGCAUGGAGACAGUUCCACCGGCAGUCCUGAAACUCCCCCAGCUGGAGGAACUGGACCUCAGCGGGAACAUCCUGAUACACCUGCCGGAUGGGCUGGCCGGACUCACCAACCUCCGGGUACUGAAACUAGCGGAAACAGUCGUGGACACAGUUCCCCAGGUAGUGUGGAGACUGACACAGUUAGAAUGGCUGGACCUGAGCUGGAACCGGGAACUACAGACGUUACCCGCGGAAAUCGGACAGCUCGCUAACCUCAAACACUUGGAUCUGUCCUGGUGCAAACUGCGCACACUCCCACCUGAAGUGGGGAGACUGACACAGUUAGAAUGGCUGAACCUGUACUGUCCCCAAUUACAGACGUUACCCGCGGAAAUCGGACAGCUCGCUAACCUCAAAUACUUGGAUCUGUCCCAGUGCGAGCUGCGCACACUCCCACCUGAAGUGGGGAGACUGACACAGUUAGAAUGGCUGGACCUGAGCCAUAACCCACUACAGACGUUACCCGCGAAAAUCGGACAACUCACUAACGUUAAGCACUUGGAUCUGUCCGGGUGCGCGCUGCACAAACUCCCACCUGAAGUGUGGAGACUGACACAGUUAGAAUGGCUGGGCCUGAGCCAUAACAACCUACAGACGUUACCCGCGAAGGUUGGUCUGCUGAAUGACCUAUGUCGUAUAGAGGUUAGUGACAACCCACUUACAAAACCACCAGCUGAAGUUUGCAGUCAGGGGAUCGCUGCUAUCAGACAGUACUUUGAUGAACUUGAACGCUCAGAGGAAGUUGUAUCCGCCCAUCUGAAAGUUGUUGUCUUGGGAGAGACAAUGGCGGGAAAAACAAGCCUGGUACAGACGCUAGAAAGUGGCGAGUCCACCCUGACAGAAGAAGAGGACCGCACACACUGUGUAGAGAUAACUCAGUGGGCACCUGAUGACAACAUCACGUUUGAAGUGUACGACUUUGGCGGCCAUGACGUGUACCAUCUCACUCAUCAGUUCUUUCUGACUCCAGAUGCCUUUCAUCUGUUAUUAGUGAACCUGCAGGAAUACAGCUGCAAUGAAGAGAGUUACAAAAAGCAUGUGGGGUUCUGGUUGGACACACUGAAUGCCCACGUGCCGGGGGCGGUGGUUACAAUAGUGGGCAGCAAGAUGGACAUGUGCAGUGAGGCUGAAAUAAAUGGUAAAGUGAAGGACAUCGAAGAAAAGUUCCAACAGCAGAUUGACACAUGGAAAAGUAAUACACAGCGCCAAAUAAAGAAACUCGAGGAAAGAUCUAAAGAGGACAAAAGCAAGGAGGAACAAAGGGAAAUAAAACAGCAGUUAGAACUCACAAAAAGCCUUCCGAAAUGCCAAUUACGUUUUACAGAUAAGAAUGUGCACUGCAUCAGUUCUGCAAAACCAUCUGGGCUGGACACGCUAAGGAAUCACAUACUGGAGUCAGCAAAUAAUACCAAGCUGUUUCCAAAGCUUAGAAAGAUCCUCCCGCGGACGUGGGUGGAUUUCGAACAACAGAUGCACGAGCUACGUGACAAGGGAACAGAGAAACCGGAAAUCACUAGCGGUGACGGUGAUGACUUGUCAGGUGACGGUGAUGACUCUUCGUUUGACAAUAAAGACUUGUCAACUCUGAAUCCUCAAAGUGACAAGAAAUCAACGUGGCUGACACAAGCAGACUGUUUGCAGCUAGGGCAGCUUGCAGGUCUCACGUCGGACAGACUGGAGCCAGUCCUGUCUUACCUGCAGCAGGUGGGAACCAUCCUCAGGUACACGGACAUACCGGAACUCAAGGACUUGGUUUUCCAUGAUCCUCCCGCCUUGAUUGAAAUCUUCAAGGAUCUGUUCCAUCACGAUGUCGAGAAACUUUUCAAAACACCCAGACUUAAGAAUGCUGAUUUUACCGGCACACAGCUUGAGGAUUUUGCAAUCAAUCUACGUGACUGUGGACUGAUUCAGAAGAAGGUGAUGACGUGUUUGCUAUCACCAAACAUCGAUCCUGACGUUGUUACAGCUCUGAUGCUGCAUUUUGGUCUUUGCUUUGAGUUGAAAGACAAAACAGACUGUUCUAAACACAGUUGUAAGUACCAAAUACCCUGGUACCUGGAGAAACAAAUUCCGGAGCAGUUGAAAGAUGAGUGGCCAGAUGAAGUGUCAGAAGAUCAGGAGCAGCUGCAGCUGAUGUGCAACAUCACAGGAUUCUGUCCCCGGGGACUGUUUCAGAGGUUCAGUGUUAGGAUCCAUCAACAUGUGGAGGACAGGGUAGACUGGAAAGAUGGAGUCAUGGCCUACAGACAGGACUACCCCGUACUAGUGUGUUCCAAACCUGUUUCAGACGACACUUACAUCACCAUGGCAACCAGAGGCGGGCUGGACCAGGCAGGUGAGAUGUGGGGCGUGGUCCACCCACUGCUGGAUGUGCUGUUCCAGCUGCUGCAAGAGUGGCCAGGUGUGCUGUACUCCCUCCACGUCACCUGUGCGCACUGCAUCAAGGCAGGACUGGACAGGCCGUACCAGCACGCACUGAGGGACCGGACUGCAGAGGACGGCCGUGACGUCAGGUGUCCCAGGGUCAAGUAUACAGCAUCAACAUCAGCAGACCUUGUGUACAGACCUGCCAGAUUUUCCGUAAGUUCCCCUCAACUCAAAAGACCCCAAUACCACAACAUGACUGGAAACCCACCAGAGAAGAAAGGUGGAAAAGAUGAAUCUGCUGGGACGUCCCGAGAAAGUUCCCAUCAAGUCAAAAGAUCCCAGGACCACGACAUGCCUGGAAACCCUCCAAAGAAGUUGAAAGAUGGAAAAGACGAAUCUGCUGUGACGUUCCAAGGUAUCAGAGUAAUAUUGUUGAUCAACGACGAGUAUGGGACUUCCAAGGGGGGGAUUUCUACCAUCAACUGCCAGGCGAGCCAAACUCUGCAGGGCAAGGCAGUUGUGUACUGCACAGUCCUACAGCUGAAGGUACCCAAACAAGACCAGGAGGCAGCAAACAGAGACGGCGUCAUCCUGAUACAGCCAGAUCCACGAGGUAAGACAGAGCCAACACUAGACUGGCUGACCGACUACCACAGCGUCCACUUCCCAAACCUCCCCAAGGACGUCACCUGCAUCAUCGGCCACGCUGACAUCACAGAUACUGCGGCACGAAACAUCAAGGAUCAACUCUAUCCAAAGGCAGACCUCAUCAUGUUCACCCACGUCUUACCCGAGGACACCGAGUAUUUCAAGGGAGGUCAGAGGGCCAUCAAAGCUUCAGAGAAAGAGGAUGCUAUGGUCGAUCAAGUUGACAACGCAAAGGCAGCUUUCUCAGUGGGAGAGCGGAUCUUUAAUCAUUUUGAGAAUAAGUACAGAGGAAGCAAGAAACCAAAAGAGCACCACAUGUUCUUCCCAAGGCCAUCCAAGAUAUUUGCAGAAGCCACCAUCCAACCUGGUAGUGGUAGUGGUAAAGGUGAGAAGGUGGUCCUGUGUAUCGGGAGAGUGAAGAAUGCUGAGAAUCUAAAGGGUUACAACCUUGCAGCAAGGGCCAUCGGGAUUGCCAGGAAGUAUCUGAAGUCUCUGCGAUGGAUCACGCGUGGAAUCAGCAAGGAUGAUUGGGAGAAGAGCUUGAAGAUCCUGGAGGCCAACCUGGACAGCGGUGACCUGAAGCUCACCCUGCGGCCGUACGGGACCCAGGAGGAGAUCAGGGACGACAUGAUGACAGCCCACCUGGUCCUGAUGCCGUCCCGCUCCGAGCCGUUUGGGCUGGUCGGCCUGGAGGCCAUCGCAGCUGGCAUCCCCGUCCUCAUCUCCGACAAGUCAGGACUGGCGGAUAUGAUUGAAAAGUUUGUUGCCGAUGACAAGUUGCCAGCAGGCCUCAAAAACAGAAUCGUGGAGACCAGUAUGCGAGACUGCGACAUGGACAAAACUGCUGAAACGUGGGCACUCAAAAUCCGCGAAACCCUGACCGACACCGACACAGCAUUCUACCAGGCAAACAAGUUCAAAGAUGCGCUUCUGAAGUCCAAGUACUGGGAGGACUCAGAGAAAGUGUUCCUGCGAGCCUGCGGCAUCACAGACUGUGCUGCACAACAACAGAGCAGCUAGUGAACUUCAGCCAGAAGGGGCAGUGAAAGAUCCAUUUCUUGAAACUGCUGAUGCUGGAAGAAGGAAAUCCACAGCCACACAUGCACCUGCUGGAUCUGACAGUACCAAAGGCUGCCCAGCUGUUCUUAGAAGCAAAGACUUGGUCAACAAAGCUUAGCUAUGCAUAUGAAGUAAUUCUAAUAGAUAUUGCAAUAAUGUACACACUAGAAGAUGUACUAGUAAAUAUAACAAAGCAUAAUGCAAUGCUAUGGCCUUCCUAUAACACUUAUGAGCAGCUGUGUAUUCAGAUUUUAAGGUGAGUCUAACAGGAACUAGUACGUAGAUUUCAUAAGUGAAUGAGACAGAAUUUGUAUGAUUUUUGGUGUUAAGGUACUAAAUAAGAUGGACACAGCUGAUAAAUAUGCAAAUCACGACCUGAUUUUCAUAAUUGACUAGGAAAUUCAUUAUUAUCAGGAUUAAUUUGAAUGUACAUAAAUGAUGGGAAUUCCAUACUUACGAAGUGGAAUGAAGGUGAAAUGAUUAUAUCAAUUAUAUACUAUUAGACAAAGAUUGUGCAAAAUAUAAUAAAUGCUAAGAAAAUUCCAGUUCAGCCUUUUGUGCAAGGAUUAGGGCUUUCAUAGUUGGGACAUAUUAUUACGUAUUAUACAGUUAUUUGUAUACAGAAAUUGAUAGGGACAUGUACCAAGGUAGUGUUAAACUGGAGGUCAAGGAUUUCAUACACUCCUCAAUUGUUACUUGUCAAAUGAGUUUUUUUUUUCUUUGUUUUGGCAUGUGUUAAUAUGAAAUGUAUCAUUUGUAGAUUGUUUUGGCUUAAAUCAACUUUUUAGGGUACAUGGAUGGAGCAGUACUGCAUAGGUAUUAUAUUAAACUGAGAUACCGAGAGGUAAGGUAAUGGUUUGGAUCAAUUACUAUUGUAAGUCAGCUUUUAAGUCUGUUAUGUUUUUUAAAUUUUAGAGAAUUACUAAUGGUGAUAUGCAUGGAUGCAGGACAUGAUGUGGGCAUUAAAAAAUCUGGGCAAUAUUUAUGUCUGAAUCAUGUCUGAGCCGGUUCUGGAUACAAUUCUGGGGUUACACCUCUGACAUGCUGGGGGGCAUUCCAAGUAGGGCAAAGGGGACAAGGACAGGUCUUUGUAGAACUUUGCACUUCAAUAUUGUAUCACUCACUCAUUCACUCACUCACUCACUUAUUCUCACUUAUCCACUCAUUCAUAGAAUUUCAUACAC
Messenger RNA from Branchiostoma belcheri (Belcher's lancelet), 6755 nucleotides. Its product is annotated as malignant fibrous histiocytoma-amplified sequence 1-like. The coding region runs from base 547 to 5532 and encodes 1661 amino acids. Lineage: Eukaryota; Metazoa; Chordata; Leptocardii; Amphioxiformes; Branchiostomatidae. Gene Ontology annotation, molecular function: protein binding. The record is from RefSeq and is a predicted model, not a curated record. The transcript is spliced from 8 exons.